This is a messenger RNA of Piliocolobus tephrosceles (Ugandan red Colobus), 1133 nucleotides long. RefSeq names its product cysteine rich protein 3 (gene CRIP3). The transcript is spliced from 9 exons. Bases 1 to 798 code for a protein of 265 amino acids. The record is from RefSeq and is a predicted model, not a curated record. NCBI's taxonomy places the organism in Eukaryota, Metazoa, Chordata, Mammalia, Primates, Cercopithecidae.
AUGAGUAGCCGUGGCGUACCUACUGUGUGCCGCGUGCGCUGCCUGGAGCGGAACUAUGAGCUGGACCUGUCCGCGUUGCCAGCAACCCGUUUUCUUCGCGGCUGGUGGUCUGCGCACCACCCGCACCCACUCGGGUCUUCUCCCUUCCACCGAGAGCUCUGUGGGAGUAUGAAACCGGAGCGGGAUGGAGCUGGCCUCCUGGAGACACUCCUCUCCAGGGAGCAGGCUGAGAAGGUGAGCUCCCUGGGCAAGAACUGGCACCGCUUCUGCCUGAAAUGUGAGCGCUGUCACAGCGUCCUGUCUCCUGGCGGGCAUGCAGAGCACAACGGGAGGCCAUACUGCCACAAGCCAUGCUAUGGGGCUCUCUUUGGACCCAGGGGGGUGAACAUUGGUGGUGUGGGCUCCUACUUGUACAACGCCCCCACUCCCAGCCCUGGCAGCACCACUCCUCUCAGCCCCAGCAGCUUCAGCCCUCCCAGGCCAAGGACUGGCCUCCUCCAAGGCAAGAAAAGCCCUCCCCAUAUGAAGACAUUCACUGGAGAGACCUCGCUGUGCCCUGGUUGUGGGGAGCCCGUCUAUUUUGCUGAGAAGGUGAUGUCAUUAGGCAGAAAUUGGCACCGACCCUGUCUGAGGUGCCAGCGUUGCCGCAAGACCCUGACUGCUGGGAGUCAUGCUGAGCAUGACGGAGUCCCCUACUGCCACGUCCCCUGCUACGGCUACCUGUUUGGCCCCAAAGGUGUGAACAUUGGCGAUGUGGGCUGCUACAUCUAUGACCCAGUGAAGAUAAAAUUCCAAUGAGACGCUCACAGAAAAGGUCACCCUAACUCAGGCCUCCCAUCAUGCCCCUCAUGAUCCAAUGGGAGCUACAAAAAUCUCCAGUCCCAUGGGGGUUGGGGAUGGUGGGAUUGUGGGGACCUGGGCCUAGGUUCCAUGGUAGGCCAGAGAGUCUAGACUUUCUCUGCCAAUUUUUCCCUUUCCCAUUUCUAUCUGGUUAGUGAACAGCACAUUUUGAAGGGUAUCCUCCUCCUGGCCAUCACAACCCCUUUCCCCAGCACAUUCUAGAGCUUCAAGGUACUCAUAAAACUUGUGUUUAUUGAAUUUCUGCCUCUCUGGCUUCUCCAAUAAAAUGUUGG